Molecule: messenger RNA, 3714 nt
Organism: Melanotaenia boesemani (Boeseman's rainbowfish)
Lineage: Eukaryota; Metazoa; Chordata; Actinopteri; Atheriniformes; Melanotaeniidae
Product: glutamate decarboxylase 1-like
Exons: 17
Coding region: 283-2034 (583 amino acids)
Biological process (GO): GABA biosynthetic process
Cellular component (GO): cytoplasm; presynaptic active zone
Molecular function (GO): pyridoxal phosphate binding; glutamate decarboxylase activity
Source: RefSeq, a predicted model, not a curated record
CAUGCCUGCGUGAAGAGACCAAUGGGCAGCCGGAGUCUGAGAUAUAAAUAACGAAUAAAAAAUAUAUAUUCUUGAGGGAGAAAGGGUCACUUGCGCACCGCUGGAUGGGAUCCUUUAGUGCGCUCUGUUGGUAUUCCGCCAUCGCCGCCGCUGGAUUGUCUCUUGACGCCCCUUUUUGGUGACAGCUGUAGCAUUUAGUUGUAGUUUCUUUGAACUCGACGACCUGUGAGCGCGCUAGCAGCUGAUUUAUUUCCCAGCUGGAGAUCAGAUAACAGAGGAGUGAUGGCCACGUCUGAACCGAGAACCACUGGCGGGGACCAGGACCCAAACUCGGAUAAUUUAAGACCUCCGUCUGCAACCAACGAAUAUGCGUGGAUGCACGGAUGCACGCGGAAACUGGGGAUGAAGAUUUGUGGGUUCCUGCAGAAGAACAACAGCCUGGAGGAGAAAGGGAGGCUCGCGGGCCAAAAGAACCUGCUCUCGUGCGACAACAGCGACAGGGACGCGCGCUUCCGCCGCACCGAGACCGACUUCUCUAACCUGUUUGCCAGAGACCUGCUACCAGCCAAAAAUGGAGAAGAGCCUACCAUGCAGUUUUUGCUGGAGGUGGUGGACAUCCUCACAAACUACGUGAAGAAAACUUUCGACCGCUCCACCAAGGUGCUGGACUUCCACCACCCGCACCAGCUCCUGGAGGGCAUGGAGGGCUUCAACCUGGAGCUGUCCGACCAGCCCGAGUCUCUGGAGCAGAUCCUGGUGGACUGCAGGGACACGCUCAAAUAUGGCGUCCGGACAGGCCACCCUCGUUUCUUCAAUCAGCUGUCUUCUGGUUUGGAUAUCAUCGGUCUGGCUGGCGAGUGGCUCACCUCCACCGCCAACACCAACAUGUUCACCUAUGAGAUUGCGCCAGUGUUUGUGCUGAUGGAGCAGCUGACUCUGAAGAAGAUGAGAGAGAUGAUUGGCUGGCCAGGCGGAGAAGGAGAUGGCCUCUUCUCACCUGGGGGCGCCAUCUCCAACAUGUACAGCGUGAUGAUCGCACGCUACAAGUAUUUCCCUGAAGUCAAGACCAAGGGCAUGUCUGCUGCUCCUCGCCUUGUGCUUUUCACAUCCGAGCAUAGCCAUUACUCUAUAAAAAAAGCCGGAGCUGCUCUGGGCUUCGGGACUGAAAACGUCAUAUUGCUGAGUACAGAUGAAAGGGGGAGAGUCAUACCUGCAGAUCUUGAGGCUAAAAUCAUUGAUGUCAAACAGAAGGGUUACGUGCCGUUGUUUGUGAAUGCCACAGGAGGUUCAACUGUUUAUGGUGCGUUUGAUCCCAUCAAUGAGAUUGCUGACAUCUGUGAGAAAUACAACCUGUGGCUACAUGUUGAUGGGGCCUGGGGUGGAGGCCUGCUGAUGUCUAGGAAGCAUCGCCAUAAGCUUAACGGCAUUGAGCGGGCCAAUUCUGUCACAUGGAACCCUCACAAGAUGAUGGGCGUCCCUCUACAGUGCUCAGCAAUCUUGGUCAGAGAGAAGGGAAUCCUUGCAGGCUGCAACUCCAUGUGUGCUGGCUACCUGUUCCAACCUGACAAACAGUACGACGUCACCUAUGACACGGGUGACAAAGCUAUCCAGUGUGGCCGGCAUGUUGACAUCUUUAAGUUCUGGCUCAUGUGGAAAGCCAAGGGUACCAUUGGGUUUGAACAGCACAUUGAUAAGUGUUUGGACCUGUCUCAGUAUCUCUACAACAAGAUCAAGAACAGAGAGGGAUAUAAGAUGGUGUUUGAUGGAGUGCCUCAGCACACCAAUGUUUGCUUCUGGUACAUUCCACCCAGCCUGAGAGGAAUGCCCGACGGAGAUGAGAAGCGGGAAAAACUCCACAGGGUGGCUCCAAAGAUCAAGGCCAUGAUGAUGGAGUCAGGGACCACCAUGGUGGGCUACCAGCCACAGGGCAAUAAAGUCAAUUUCUUCCGUAUGGUCGUGUCCAAUCCGGCAGUCACCCAGUCUGACAUCGACUUCCUCAUCGAUGAGAUUGAGAGGCUGGGUCAUGACCUGUAGACCUAUAAGCUAGCACUGCUCCACAGACAAACGUAGUCUUCUAUCUCUUGCCUUUUAAUGGCAAAUACCAGUGAGGUGAAACAUUGACAGAGUCGCAGACAGAAGAUGAUACAACCUUUGUCAUUGUCUGAAGCAUUAUAAAUGUUCCCACCGCUGAGGUGAAGCAAACAAUGACACUCACACACACACACACCACAUAGUUCCUUCUGUAGAAAAAAUAUAUAAAGAGUAUCAGAGUUGUUCCGGUACAACACACAUAUUUUAAUGUAUGUGUGUCGUAGAAGCUCUGAUAUGUAUGUGACUGUGCAUAAAUGUGUGGAUUUUAGUUUAGUUUUUUUUUUUUUUUUUGUCCUAUGACGUUUGUCUCAUAAUGUCUGUUUGUGUGCAACUGAGGGAGUGUGUGUGAAUAUGCUAAAUCAUAGGAAAAAAACACAGAUAAAAAUAUUAGAUAUAUCAAAUCUUUAUGCUUUAUCAUUUAAUAGCUACUCACAAUUGAAAAACUGGUGCUUUCACACACACACGUAUAUAUAUAUAUAUAUACGUGUGUGUGUAUGUGUGGUGUAUAGAUAUAUAGAUAUAUAUAGAUAUAGAUAUAUACACAGCAUAGAUCCCUAGUGUGUUAAGCUGAGAGGAUUUAGUAUCCUCUGCCAACAGAGCUACAGUCUGCAAUAUUUUUCACAUAGAAUAUUAGUUGUAGGAAUAAGAUUUAUAAUGUCUUCAGAAGCCUGUCAGAACCUUUGACUUGUGAAAUGCUGGCUCGUUGUCUGUUCCAUGCAAUCAUGCAAUACCCAUGAGUGAGUAUAACAUUGAAAGAACAUUAAUAUUUGAUUAUAUAUAUAUAUGAACAAAUAUUUAUUGCAUUUUCACUGUUUGCAGAUUCAGGUAUUUUAUUGUAAAUGUAUCUUUAUCUGUAUUACACAGUAAUACAUUUGUAAAUGUAAUCAUAGAAACUGAGUAAAUUUUAUUUAUAGUGAUUUCGUCUGCCAAAGAAAGCAAAUCGGGAACGGAGCAAUCCAUUGUCCAUUGUCAACUUCUAUACAGAAUAUAGGUGUUUGUGAAAUGUUAUCUAUUAACAUUCGAACGUGAUGCAAUUUCUAUAUUUUGUUUAUUUUUGUGAUUGUGAGUCUUUUUUGACAGAAUGUUUGGAGAUGACUGGCCUUCUGAAGAGAUUUACAAUGAAUCUAUAUAAGCCUCUGGCAGUUUAUUUUUCCAAGAAGCACAAGGAUGCGAGAAUGUACUCUCCUCUGGAGACUGGAAAGAAAGUAAUGUAUCUGUCUGAAUCCUAAAUGUAGUGUAGUAUAUUAACUGUAAUACAUAUUACUUGUAUUCUCAGUGUUACAGGGGCCCAGUGGGAUAUCUUGUACAGAGGGUUCUGUUUAUGUCUUUGCACAAUGUUCACCUUUUCUCUCUUCCAUUGUAAAUGGAUGUGUAUUAAGAAAUAAAUUAACUAAGUAUUUAUGGUAAUUAGGGACCAUAUGUGAAUAGCACAACUGCAUAAAUCAUAUUUAAGGGAAUCUGUGUAAUCUAUGUUGCCAAUGACUCUUGUUUGUGACAAAAUAUGGGUUUUGAUGAAGUCAGGUCUAAGGGAGUGUUUCCCAGGAGGGUUUCAGUAGGCACUUUAACAGAACCAUAACAUCAUGGAAAAAAAACACUAAAUAAUAAAAUCUAUUAAAGAGAAAA